Microcebus murinus (gray mouse lemur) is the source of this 3159-nucleotide messenger RNA. NCBI's taxonomy places the organism in Eukaryota, Metazoa, Chordata, Mammalia, Primates, Cheirogaleidae. The record is from RefSeq and is a predicted model, not a curated record.
AUGGUCGCGUCCACACAGUGGAAGCUCAUCCAGCGGGACCAGAAUGAAACUCCCACAGUGCUACACGUGGAGCAGCCUGAGGAGCCGGCUCGGGCGAAGCGGAAGCCAGAGGGCAAGAAGGCUGUGCUCCCAGCCGCUGAGCAGGAGUCUGAGGGCCUGAGGGGCGCCGACGUGGCGGUGGGAGCAGGAGGCGGGCCGGUGACAGCUGGGGGGGCGGCCCUGACCUUCCCGAUCGAUGGGGCGCGGCCGGCCGCCUGGAGCCGGGGCGGUGAGCCCGCGUCCCGGACCCCGCUCCUCCGCCCGCCGCACGCGGCCCCGCUGUGCGCGCCCCCCACGCCCGACGUGGGCCUGACCCGUGUGGCCCGCCGCCCCAGGGCCCGCAGACACUCGGACGGGACGUUCACCAGCGAGCUCAGCCGCCUGCGGGAGGGCGCGCGGCUGCAGCGGCUGCUCCAGGGCCUCGUGGGGAAGCGCAGGUGCCGGCAGCCAAGAUGGGGGCUCAGGCCCCCGGCUGUCAUCCGCCCUGCUCUCGUGGGCUGUGCUCUGUCGAACCCCCGGGGCCCAGCGCCCAGGCCCCAGGCGCUCAAGAACCUCUUCGAGGUCAAAGAGAACUCAAAUAUCACGGAGCCCCUGGUUGACAUCCAAGUCCCGGGCGACCAGGAGGUGACCCUCGGAUCCUCAUCCACCCCCUCGGCGUUCCGGAUGGAGAACCAGCUGUUUCUCAGCAAGACGCCCGACUACGAGGAGAACUCGCUGCUGCAGGCUCACCUGGAGUGCAAAAGGGGAGGCACCGUGGUGACCCAGCUGUGGGUGUUCGUGUCUGUGCUGGACGUCAACGACAACGCCCCCGUGUUUCCCUUCACAACCAAGGAGGUGUCCGUGGAGGAGGACACCAAAGUGAACUCCACCGUCAUCCCUGAGUCCGAACUGGAGGCCAAGGAUGCAGACAAAGAUGACACCUUGUUCUACACCCUCCAGGAAGUGACCCCGGGCGCCGGCGACCUCUUCUCUCUGGAGGGCGUGAACCGCCCCGCGCUGAGACUGGACCGGUCCCUGGACGUCUACAAGUGGCCAAACGCAACCUUCCGGCUGCUGGCGCGGGACACAGCGGAGGAGAACGUGGAGCCCAGCCACACGGCCACCGCCACCCUGGUGCUGACGGUGCUGCCGGCCGACCUGCGGCCCCCCUGGUUCCUGCCCUGCACCUACUCCGAUGGCUACGUCUGCCUCCAGGCCCAGUACCACGGGGCUGUGCCCACGAGACAGAAGCUGCCGUCCCCGCUUGUCCUGCGUCCCGGGCCCAUCUACGCAGUGGACGGGGACCGGGCCAUCAACCAGCGCAUCAUCUAUAGCAUCCUGAGCGGAAAUGUGAAUGCCACAUUCACCCUCGACCCGGACUCGGGCAACCUCACCAUGGCCCAGAGCGUGCCCAGCCCGACAACCUUCCUCUUGGUGGUGAAGGCGGAGCAGGCGGACCGCACGCGCUACUCCUUGACCCAGGUCACCGUGGAGGCCCUUGCUUCCACCGGGAGCGUCCCCAGCUUCCCCCAGAGCCUGUACCGCGGCACCCUGGUGCCAGGCUCCCCAGCGGGGGUUGCUGUGCAGGACGCGGCCGCCCUCACUCAGCCCCUGAGGAUCCAGGCUAAGGACCCCGACUUCCCGGACCUCAACUCGGCCAUCACGUACCGAGUCACCAACCACUCUGGCUUCCGGAUGGAGGGAGAGCUGCUGCUGACCAACACCUCGAUGGAACAGCCGGGGGUCUUCUAUGCACAGGUGAUGGCCGAGAACACGGUGACCUCCGGCACAGCCACCACAGUUGUGGAAAUACGAGUCUCCGAACAGGAGCCCCCCUCCACAGGUCCCCCGGGGGCUGGAGGAACAACUGAGCCCUCGAACAGUACCACUGUGGAAGUCCCCAGGCCCCCUGGGCCCUCUCAGGGACCCUCCUCAACCAGCCCUGGGGGGGGCACGGGCCCUCGCCCACCCUCAGGCACCACUCUGGGGCCACCUGCCUCACCCACACCUGAGGGGCCCCCCAGUCCGGGAAACAGCACCUCCCCCCAACCAGCCACACCCGGUGGGGGCUCAGCACAAACCCCAAAGCCUGGGACGGCUCAGCCGACACCCCCCAAUGUGGGAAAUGGCACCACUCCCCAACCAGCCACACCUGGUGGGGGCUCGGCACAAACCCCAAAGCCCGGGACAGCUCAGCCGACGCCCCCCAAUGUGGGAAAUGGCACCACCCCCCAACCAGCCACACCCAGUGGGGGCUCAGCACAAACCCCAAAGCCUGGGACGGCUCAGCCGACACCCCCCAAUGCGGGAAAUGGCACCACCCCCCAACCAGCCACACCCGGCGGGGGCUCAGCACAAACCCCAAAGCCUGGGACUGCUCAGCCGACGCCCCCGGGACCCAGCAGGAGCCCCCUGCCCUCAGGAGUGCCGGACGGUGGUCUGGCUGAGGAGGACAAGCGGUUCUCAGUGGCGGACAUGGCCACUCUGGGCGGGGUGCUAGGCGUGCUGCUGCUGCUGGCCCUGUUAGGCCUGGCGGUCCUGGCCCGUAAGCACUACGGCCAGCGGCUCAAGUGCUGCUCCCGCUCCGCUCCGGAUCCCCAGCCCUCCGGCUAUGACAACCAGGCCUUCCUUGAUGGCGACGAGGCCAACUGGGCACCCGCCCCCAGCCCUGAGCAGGGCGGCAAGACCGCGGAGGCACCGGCCGCCGCCGCCACGGAACCCGCGCCCCUCGAAACUCCGGCGCCCCCCGCGCCCCCCAGCCCCGCACCCCGCAGCCCUGUCCCCGAGUCGCCUGCGGUCCCGGCUGGGGGAAGCCCCACCGCCGUGAGAUCCAUCCUGACCAAGGAUCGGCGGCCAGAAGGCGGCUACAAGGCCGUGUGGUUCGGCGAGGACAUCGGGGCCGAGGCGGACGUGGUCGUCCUCAACGUGCCCAGCGCGGACGCGGACGGCGCCGGCGACUCGGGCAACGAGGGCAGCGGGGACGAGAACGCGGAGGCGGACUCGGGCCGGGGCGGGAGUCCCCACGACGAGCCCGGGGCGGAUUCCACCUACAUCUAGCGCGGCCCUCCGCCAGCGGACCCCCGAGGUGCCGCUUGGCCGCGCGCGCUUCCCCGCCGCCCUUCUUUGCGCAGAAUAAAGUGA